UCGUCCCCUCAUAAAAACUAUGUGCAAUGUCAAAAUUUGUUUUCGAUAGUAUGCUACCAAAGUAUCCACAGUUUCAACCAUUUAUAAGUUCACAUUUAACUACAACAUCACAAAAUUCAUCAUCAGCAGCUGUUGCCGCCGCCCUAGCCGUUGCCGCUGCCACCUCGUCAACGUCCAACACCAACAACAGCAGCAACAAUCCAAAUAGCAAUAGCAACAACCAAAGUAACAACAGCAUUAACAGCAUUUCGAAUAAUUUAACAGGAGGCCAUACGAACAACGUUUCUUCAUCUUUGCUAUCACCCAACACGUCCGGGCAUUUGAAUCAAUCGUCCAAUUCACCUGUGUCAUCUUCAUCGCCCAGCUCUUCGACGCCAUUUGGCAGUUCCCUGGGUCAACACUCGUCCGUGCAUCAAACGUCACAUUUUGCCAGUGGACAACAUCAUCAGUAUUCGCUGACAGCAGCAUUGCAAUUGCAACAGCAACAACAACAAUUGCACAUUAAUAAAUUAGCAGCCGCUGUUGCAGCUUCCACACAACAUCAACAGCAGCAGCAACAUCAACAGAGCAACGGUAGCAGUUCCUCCUCGUCGUUGCAACACCACCAACAACAACACCAGCAGCAACAACAGCAGUUGUUGUUAACACCACCCUCCGUACAUAAUUCGCAUACCGGUGAUAGCAGUUGUUCACCUUCGCCGUCGGCAUCAUCAUCGCUGCAUCGCAGCUUAAACGAUUCAUCGCCCUCGUCAUCGGCUCAGGUCGUUAGUGCCGCAAGUUCAGUGGCCGCUGCAGCAGCUGCCGCCGCCGCUGCUGCUUCUUCAUCGUUUGCCAUACCGACAAGCAAAAUGUAUCCCUACGUCUCGAAUCAUCCCAGUUCACAUGGCGGCCUCUCCGGCAUGCCGGGUUUCACAGGUCUCGAGGAUAAAACAUGCAGCAGGUACUCAGACUCAGUUAUGAACAGCUAUCAAUCAAUGAGCGUACCUGGCUCUGCGUCAGCCAGUUUUGCACAAUUCUAUCAGCAGGCAGCUGCUGCUUCAGCAGUAUCAGCUGCCUCCGCCGGUGCCAUUGGUGUUGAUUCGCUGGGCAAUCCAUGUACACAACCGUCAUCGGGUGUUGUACCCACUGGUGGAGCUGGUCAAGGUAUUGCCGAUUUACCCCGAUAUCCAUGGAUGACUUUAACAGACUGGAUGGGAAGUCCUUUUGAACGCGUCGUAUGUGGUGAUUUCAAUGGUCCCAAUGGUUGUCCUCGUCGUCGCGGCCGUCAAACUUAUACACGUUUCCAGACUCUUGAGUUGGAAAAAGAAUUCCACUUCAACCAUUACCUAACACGACGACGAAGAAUUGAAAUUGCCCAUGCGUUGUGCUUGACAGAGAGACAAAUAAAAAUCUGGUUCCAAAAUCGUCGCAUGAAACUUAAAAAAGAAUUGCGAGCUGUCAAGGAGAUAAAUGAACAAGCUCGACGCGAUCGUGAGGAGCAAGAGAAAAUGAAAGCCCAAGAAGCCAUGAAAUCCGCCCAACAAAACAACAACAAAGUCCAACAGCAACAGCCACAGCAACAACAACAUCAUCCACAACAACAACAGCAUCAACAACAACAUCAAGAUCAUCACUCGAUCAUAGCUCACAAUCCCGGCCAUUUGCAUCAUUCCGUUGUGGGGCAAAAUGAUCUGAAACUAGGAUUGGGUAUGGGUGUUGGCAGUGGUCUGGGUGGUAAUUUGGGUAUGAUGAGUGCGUUAGACAAAACAAAUCAUGAUUUGUUGAAAGCCGUUAGUAAAGUAAAUUCAUAAAUUUUACAGCUUAAGCCAAUCAACUUCCCCAAAUAACCAUGUAAUAAAUAAGAAGAAAAGGCGGAAGGAAAAUGACAGUAAAACUAAACUGUGAAAAAGAGAAACUUCCCCCCUUUACCAUUCAAGAAGAAAACAACUAAAAUUGCCCCCUCCCUUUAUUUUUAAGUUCAUGUACUUUCUAAUAUAACACAUAAUUACUAUUACAUAUACCAACUAAAUAUAAAAUUAAAUUAAACAUUAAUGAAUGAAGAAGAAAAAACAAAGCUAAGUUAAAGUCAAAAACAAAAACAAGAAAACCCUUAAUGAUAAAUAGUUGCAACAAAAUACGUAAAAUUUUACAUAGUAAUUUUAGUUAUUUAAGAAAACGAAAGUAACAACAAUUAAGAUUAACAAGCAUAAUAUAAAUACACAAAAACCUAAAAUCUCUAAAAAAGAAUAAUCUCAUAAAAUAUAAACGAAAAUAAACUAUUUACAUUAUACACAAAUAAGGAAGUUUAUUUAAAAAACUACAUAUAUACUUAAUUAUUAUAUAAAAAAAAAACAAAAAUAAAAUAAAAACAAAUAUAUAACAUAACAAAAACAAAUAAUAAUAAACCCUAUUCUCCAUAUUUACUACCUAUACAUGAACAAUACAACCAAUCAAAAUAUUUUACACAUAACAUACAUAAUACGAUACAGUACAUACUCAAGUAUGUAAUAAAGAAAAACAUAUAAAUUUGUCAUUUAAUUUUUUUAAAAUUAACGCUUUUUGUUCUACCACAUCUCACCCCCACUCCUUGGAAAUUUUGUUUUGUUAAAUAUUUGUUUGUCUUUCAGAAUUUUAUUUUUUUUUCUUCUUUGGAAAUGCAGUGCAUUUUCAAAGUAAACUUUUGAGUAUUUUCUUAGACUUUUAUUAACAUUUGACAUUUUAAUUUGUCUAGAAUUAUUUAAAAUAUUGUGAAUGAAAUGAAAAUUAAAACUAAAAAUAAUUUAAAAUUGUUUUUUCGUUUAAAAAGCUUUCAAUAAUAAUAAUUAUUAUUAUUAUUAUAUUAUUUCUCUUUUAAAAAAUUAUGUUUUAAUUACUUUUUAAUUAUUGUUUUGUUGUAUAUCUUUCUAGUUAAAAUUUAAGCUAUCUAUUGAUGUAUGAUCCGUAAAUUCGAAAAGAAAGAGAAUUUUUUGUAAAAAGAUUUCUUUUACUUAAGCAUAAUGUAUAAUUUUUCCCCCUCCAACCUGUCCAAUUCUACUCCUUGAAACUUUAUGCCAUAUUUUAGAAAAUUAUUUUAAUUUUUGUAUGAUUAAAUUUAAUGACACAAAAAAUA
Musca domestica (house fly) is the source of this 3088-nucleotide messenger RNA. Its product is annotated as homeobox protein abdominal-A. The record is from RefSeq and is a predicted model, not a curated record. Gene Ontology annotation, cellular component: nucleus. Lineage: Eukaryota; Metazoa; Arthropoda; Insecta; Diptera; Muscidae. Gene Ontology annotation, biological process: anterior/posterior pattern specification; negative regulation of transcription by RNA polymerase II. Gene Ontology annotation, molecular function: DNA-binding transcription factor activity, RNA polymerase II-specific; RNA polymerase II cis-regulatory region sequence-specific DNA binding. The coding region runs from base 27 to 1790 and encodes 587 amino acids. The transcript has 5 exons.